Poecilia reticulata (guppy) is the source of this 492-nucleotide messenger RNA. The record is from RefSeq and is a predicted model, not a curated record. NCBI's taxonomy places the organism in Eukaryota, Metazoa, Chordata, Actinopteri, Cyprinodontiformes, Poeciliidae.
UGACAUGACGUAACUGGGAAUGUGGGAAACCAAAGUGCACUCCUGAUUGGUUGUGGCAUGAUAAGUAGGCGUUUCCGAGGAGGAAUCUAAUUAAAUAUGGACCAAAUAAGUGGAGGGAAUCUACCCAGAUUCAUAACAAGCUACAGGGCACAAGAAGCAGAAAAACUGACACUGCGAAUGAAAAACGGUGUUGGCAGCCCCAUGUACAAACUGGCUGAAUAUGAAACGCUGCAAGCCUUUGUUGAUGCCAGACGUCGGGAGUACCAUCUCAUUGGACAAAAGGUUCAGAAGACGUGCUGUGCAGCCAAGGCAACCAAGGAGAGCUCCUUAUUACGACAGCACCGGCAGGUGUGGAGCAGAGAAUGCCCCAGGCUGCAAAAAGCUGAGGAGCAGGCAGAGGACGAUAUCCGUGACUUUUUUAAUGAGAUCAAGCCAAGUGAUAUAACAGACACUGCCGUCUUCUUACUUCAGAAAUACAGUAAGUCACAUUAA